Molecule: messenger RNA, 1484 nt
Organism: Athalia rosae (coleseed sawfly)
Lineage: Eukaryota; Metazoa; Arthropoda; Insecta; Hymenoptera; Athaliidae
Product: loricrin-like
Exons: 3
Coding region: 150-1334 (394 amino acids)
Source: RefSeq, a predicted model, not a curated record
UAGGGGUUUCUCAGGGUAUAAAACCGCAAAACAGUUAUUUUCAGAGCAGUUUCUACACGUCUUCAGUUCUUCUUGCAACAUUCACAUACCUGGACAUUACUUUUGGUUAACUUGGCCUAUGUUGAAAUUUAAUCGUGAUAGCAAGCAUUAUGUUUCGUAUUGCCCUAGUCGCAACAUGCAUCACAGCUGUCUUAGCAGAACCACCGUCUAGCUACACAAGUGGAGGCUAUGGAGGUGGCAGCAGUAGUGGGAGUCAUGGAGGCUACGACUACAGCAGUAGUUCUGGAGGAGCUGGCUAUGACUUUGGUGGAGGCGGUGGUCACGGAUCUGACCUAGGAUCCGAUGGCGAUUUUGCUAGCUACUCCGGAAGUAUUGGACAUGGCAGUGUCAGCAGUCAUGAUAGCUUUGGCGGCGGAUAUUCAUCUGGAGGAUAUUCAUCCGGAGGUCAUGGAGGUGGUUCUGGGGGUUUAGUCGGCAUCGAAAGUUCUUAUUCUGCCGCCGGUGGUAGUCAUGGGGGAUCGGGUGCCCAGGGAUAUCUGGGAGAGGGAGGACACUCUGGAUCAGGUUUUAGCGGAUAUUCUGGAGGAGAUGGUGGCUCAAGUUACGGGGGAUACUCAAUUGGAGGCCCUGGUUUUGAAGGAUAUAGCAGCAGCAGUGGGGCUAAAGGUCAUGGGGGAUCUAGUUUUGGUGGAAAAGGAUAUUCCAGUGGAGGACAUUUCUCUGGGCCAAGUGUAAGCAGUUAUUCAUCAGGGGGGUACAAGAGUGCAUCAAGUCUAGGGGCAAGCCACGGAUUGAGCAGUCAUUCUCUAGGGGGUGGAGUUGGAUAUCCAUCUAGCUUCUCAUCUGGUCCUAGUAUAAGUUAUUUAUCUGGGAGCAACGGAGGUGGUGGAUACUCUUCCGGAAGUCAUGGAAGUCACGGACAUGGAGGAAGUGGAUACUUCUCAGGGGGCCGUGGUGGGAAUACUGGAAAGAUCAUUUUCAUUAAAUCCUCUGGAGGAAGUGGAGGUGAAAGUUAUUCUGGUGGCCCCAGUCAUUCCAGCAUUCCCAGUCACUUCAGUGGUUCCAGCUACUCUGGUGGGCCAAGUUAUUCCAGUGGCACAUUUGGAGGAGGUAGCUCAGGAGGGGCUGGAUACAAAGGAAAAAUUACCAGUUUUGGCAAAGGAUAUCCAGGACAUUCGAGUUUUUCGUCAGGCCCAAGCUUUGGCAGUAGUCAUGGCGGAUUCUCUGGCAGCUCUAGUAUUGGCGGUGGCUACUCCCUUGGAGGCUCUGGUGGGCAUUCCAGUGGUUAUUCCUCUGGAAGUGGUCACAGCAGUUCCUUCUCAGGGUAUCCUUGAUUAUUGAAUAUGAAAGAGAUCUAAGUUCAUACGAGAAUAGAAGCAUUGUUAGAUUUGUAAAUAUUUAUUUUUUGAAUCAACUCUGUACGUGUAAGCACAUAUAUUUUUGUAUUAUCCUUGUUUGUAAUAAAUUACAUUUUAAAAAAUGAA